Punica granatum (pomegranate) is the source of this 706-nucleotide messenger RNA. The record is from RefSeq and is a predicted model, not a curated record. NCBI's taxonomy places the organism in Eukaryota, Viridiplantae, Streptophyta, Magnoliopsida, Myrtales, Lythraceae.
UAGCAGCAUUUCCUUCAUUCUUGCUCGCGCCCAUUACUUCUUUAGGAAUCCUCGUUAGAGAUUGAGAGAGGAGUCCAAUUAGCUAGUUUUAAUUUAUCUUAUGGCGACUGCAAAGAUGGCCGUGGCGGGUCCUGCGGUGGUGGGGCUGGAGAGGAAGCCGGAAGGGGAGGCGGCGGAGCUGAAGAAGAGGAACGAGGAGCUGGAAGCGGAGCUGAGGGAGAUCAGGCAGAGGGAGGAGAGGAUGAGGACGGAGCUGGAGCGGGCUUGGGAGCGGCUGAGGGUGGCGGAGGAGGCCGAGGAGCGACUCUGCUUCCAGCUCGGGGAGCUCGAGGCCGAGGCAGUCGAGCAGGUGCGCGACUACCACGCCCGCAUCCGCUCCCUCACCGCCGAGCUCUCCCAGGCCCACAACCUCCUCGUCCUCCAGACAGCGGCCUCCCCUGCGGCCAGAUCAUAAUAACAUUACAUUAAUCAUUGUGAUCGGUACAUAUUAGGACUCCCGCGACCCGUCUGUACGAUUUCAUGCUGCUGCAGUGUGUAUUUUCGAUUGUAUCGUGGAAUUGUUCGAGUCGUCGGACGUUAUGAUUCCUUUAAUCAGAUUAGUUCUUGUCCUGUUUACGACGUCGAUGUGCAUGUCUAAGAUUGAUGUCGUGUGUGUAGUGUUAUCCUUCGGGGGCUGGUAAUUAAAUGAAAACCAUCUCUUGGGACC